Messenger RNA from Linum tenue, 321 nucleotides. The record is from the annotation of a GenBank genome assembly. NCBI's taxonomy places the organism in Eukaryota, Viridiplantae, Streptophyta, Magnoliopsida, Malpighiales, Linaceae.
CAUCGGUCAUGAACCCGACAUAGCUUGAAUCAUAGUUCGUCUGGUACAUCAAACGCCUGAAAUGGAAGCCACAACCGGAUUCACAUUCUACUCAUAUCUGUCACAGAAGGAAAUUGACUCCAUUACUUUAGCUGUGGCACAACAGAAGGAAACCCAGUUUCACCAAAACAACAGACUCCACAAGCAAGAAGCUCAAGUUCAUCAGAGAAAAGCUGUAGCAAAUGGUGGACUGGUUAGCACUUUACCAGUAAUGUUACUGUCCCUGGGAACAUCAAUCAACAAUGCUGGGCCUGCAAGUAAGAAUCGGUAAUGAAAUUCAAC